GAGGCUCUCACGGGGCUCUUGGAGAAGAGGUACGCUUUUUUUGAGUCCAAGGAUUUCAUCACGGAGUCUGGAUACGGUUGGGUGCUAACAGGUACAGGCGUAUGACUGGGAAGCAAAUGUGCAACACCAACCUCGAGUUGAUGAUCGAGCGACACCUCAGACGGGAAGCCAUGCCACGCAGCCAAUUCCGCGACAGGACCUUGCAAGCAAAUCCCAACAAUGAGGCAUUCAACGACAACAACGUCCCUCCCGCCAUGGGCCUCGCACCCUCUCCUCUCCCGCGAGUGGAAGUCCCGCCCAUGAUAAAGUACGACCACGAAGCGCACCCCCACAACCACCCACCACAGUACGCUCGCCCUCUGGCCAGAGAUCACGGCAGUUCCGAGGGAUACCCGCCACCAAUCCUCGAAAACCAUCCCCACAACAUCACCCUGUAUAACGAACUGGCGGCGUGCCGAACAGACCGCUGUGUCCUGUUGCAUCGGCUUAAUGCCCUCGAGGACGAGGUCAAUCGGACUUCCAAUCUCGUCUCGAUUCUCUUCAAUGAACUACACCCCGAGAUCAUGUCAACUCCUCCGACACCCGAAACAAUGGGUCUGUCUGAGCAUGACGAGAUGAUGGAGGGUGUUGAUCUCUGAACGCCAUGUCUAAAGGGGGAAAUUGGCGGAGAGGCAUAAAAAGAACACGAUGAACGGACAGGUGAAAUGUCCG
This is a messenger RNA of Ilyonectria robusta, 711 nucleotides long. RefSeq lists its product as uncharacterized. The transcript has a single exon. Lineage: Eukaryota; Fungi; Ascomycota; Sordariomycetes; Hypocreales; Nectriaceae. The record is from RefSeq and is a predicted model, not a curated record. Bases 102 to 638 code for a protein of 178 amino acids.